AUGGUGCCCUUGCACGAGCAUGAUUCUCGAAUUCCUAUGAAAGCUUCCAGCAACCGUGCUGAGAUUCCGGCAGCGGAACCCAGCUGCCUGUUUGGGAUGAGACGCGGCUCUGAUUACCUGUUCGAAGGUCAAGGCGAGCAUCUGAAGAUGUUUCAAGAUCCAGCGCGAUGGCGGUGGGUGAUACUGUACCAGACGACUGUCAUGCCGACCAGCACCUAUGCCAACGCGGAGGCGGCAGAGAGCCGAAGGUCCGCGCAGCAGACGCAGGAACACGAAGUGCAAAGAAUCAUGGUCGACCGAGUUCGGCUCACACUCACAUGGCAAGCAUCUGAAAAGCGAGGCCGGCGAGUCAAGAUAAGCGGACAUUCGGUAGCCAAACUCUGUGUCGGCGGCAUCACAAGCCACGACCCCGCCAGGCUGGAAAUCUUCCUCGAAAUUUGA
This is a messenger RNA of Parastagonospora nodorum SN15, 441 nucleotides long. RefSeq lists its product as hypothetical. The coding region runs from base 1 to 441 and encodes 146 amino acids. The transcript has 2 exons. NCBI's taxonomy places the organism in Eukaryota, Fungi, Ascomycota, Dothideomycetes, Pleosporales, Phaeosphaeriaceae. The record is from RefSeq and is a predicted model, not a curated record.